This is a messenger RNA of Pocillopora verrucosa, 1667 nucleotides long. RefSeq names its product homeobox protein Dlx4a-like. Gene Ontology annotation, biological process: cell differentiation; embryo development; regulation of transcription by RNA polymerase II. Gene Ontology annotation, molecular function: DNA-binding transcription factor activity, RNA polymerase II-specific; RNA polymerase II cis-regulatory region sequence-specific DNA binding. The record is from RefSeq and is a predicted model, not a curated record. NCBI's taxonomy places the organism in Eukaryota, Metazoa, Cnidaria, Anthozoa, Scleractinia, Pocilloporidae.
CCCCCAAAGUUUGUUGUUUAACAGCCAGUCAGGUGGCCAUUUGGUCUCAUAUCGAGGUUGCGAACACGGCGAGUUAUCAAUUUGUCACAUCUGCGAGCACGAGUUGUUAUAAUUGAGUCGUUCUGCAGUUAUCGCUACCACAUGAACCUCAACUUCCAAGCCGACUACUUUGAACCUCCUGCGCCUUGCAAAUCCGCCUUCAUGGAGUUGCCGUCAACACCGGGGCCGCAUAGCUACUCCAGCUAUAAUCCAGUGCCGCCGAAUUAUAACCCGUACACUGCGAUGCGCUACUACCAUCACCCUCCAGCGAACCAAGAGUACUCCUUAGCCUGCAAUGCCAGAAGCUCCUUUCCAAUGCCGCCGGUUUUGAACCAUCAUCCGCUGUCGCAUCAUCCAUACUUAUCGCCUUCUAUGCAAGGCUUUGGAUCCCCUCACGAUUCUCCUCACGAUGAUUUGAAAGGAACAUGUGAUGAACCCAGGCUAAACGGCAAAGGAAAAAAGAUUCGAAAGCCGCGAACCAUCUACUCCAGCUUUCAACUUCGGGAGCUCACCAAGCGAUUUAACAAGACACAAUAUUUAGCUCUACCUGAACGCGCUGAUUUGGCUGCCUGCCUCGGCCUAACGCAGACCCAAGUGAAAAUUUGGUUUCAGAACAGAAGAUCUAAGUUUAAGAAGCACAGCGCCAGAGUGAACGAAGACAGCCCAGGUGAAGAGACUAGUAAAUCAGAGAGCACGGCAAGCCCAUCAAACAGCUCAGGAACUUGGUCAAAUACAGACGUAUCAACAUCUGGAAGUCAUGACACAGAGAGUCCGAGCCUUGCCACUUUAGCGACCACUAAACAGACGAUACAGUUAGGACCAAAUUUGAGCCAAUGGUGUCUUACAAGUGGACUAAAGUCUCCUUUCCCCGCAGACCGAUGCCAAAGAAUGUGAUUAACUCAUAUUUACGAAUUACCUAACUGUAAAGAUAAAUAAUCAUAUGUAUAAAGCGUAGAUAAUGUACCGAGCCUUGCUCUAACUCAAGGAUAAGGAUUGCCAAAAAAUCAGCAACGUGUGUACUUGCAAGUCCUCUGAUGUUACAAGGAAAGGUCCAAUCUAUGAAAUUUUAAUCGUGUUAACAUUAAAGAGGUUUUAAUUCUGUAAAUAUAAUUUAUUCGUGCGAUACAUUAAGCAGGCAUAGUGUAAACUUGAAAAGGAGUUAUUUCACUGAAGUCGAGUUCUUGAGAUUAUUCAUGUAACAUAUGCUUAGACCGAACGUGAUUGAGGCAUUAAGACUUUUUAACAUCAAUAGGUAAUUAGCCCGCAUAACAGGUGAUGUUUAAUGCUGUUUUCCCAAAGGUAGGACAAGAAAACAGUUCUUAGAACACGUUAAAUGCGAUAGUUGAUAUUAUUGACAUUUAUUUUCCAAUAUAGUGAGGAAAAUUUUCAAACUAAAACUGUAGAAAUGCCCUUGGCUUAAUUGAGUCGCGUCGCUUUCAACUUCGUUUCAACCCACGGGCCAAUUCCUCAAAGAACCGCAUGCUACGCGUGCCACCGGCCGUUGACGUAUAACGUGAAACGCCACGAGAUCGUUUUAAAGCUCUCAUUUCUUAAAAGAGUAUCAAUGACAUUUUAGUGAUACCACACCAUCUGUUAAGUGAAUAAAAAGACCCGUUAUCAAGUUAUAA